AUGGGUGGUUGUUCUGAGCUUCUUCCCAUGAUCAUCAUCAUUACCCUCUUGAUGUUCUUAUCAUCACAAGGAACUCACAUUCUGAGCUUCCACGUUCCUGGCCUUAAGGAGAUUCAUUUCAUGGAGGGGAAUGAACAAGAAAAUGAAAACCAGAUUAAGAAAAUCUCAGGACUUGAUGAGAAUGAAGAGAAGCAAGCUUUGAUAGUGGAAAAGUUUAGAUCUUUGCUUGGACUCAAGAGUUUCCACACCAAAGUUCCACCAUCCAAUGGAGAUUCUGAGUUUCUCUCCCCAUCACCUUCUCCAUCACCCAACAUUGAAGCUGAUUCUCCAGCUCCUUCUCCAGUACUGCACGUGCAUCCUCAUUCCCAUCAUCCACGACAUCACUCUCAUUUGAACCCUCCACUUAACAAAACACACCGUGAAGAUGAAGGCAAAUCUAAAAGAAUACUAGUAGCUGUUCUUGUAUCUGUAGGAAUUGCUACAUUAUUUGGUGCUUGUGUGUUAAUCUUGGUCUGGAGGAAAUUCACAAACCACAAAAAGAAACCCAAAAAGACAAUGCCACUCUGUAGCAAGGACGAAGGAACUAGAGGUACUUAUCAAAGUUCAUCAAACAAGGUGAGUUUAAACUCAGGGGGGUUAGAUCUGUUUUAUCUUAAUGCUUUAGGCGAUGAUAUAGAGCAACACCCUUGCACCUUGAAAAAGACUAGUAAGAAUGGUUCAGAAUAUGAGAAUGUUAGCAGUUCUUCCACUAAGGAAAUUGUAUCUGUUCAUGAAGAUGUGGAAUCAGUAAAAAGUGAACCUGAAUCUGAUGGAGGUAACUCUUCUUCUAGGGAUAAAAUUAUCCCUGAAGAUUGCCAUUCAUCAGAUAAUGAAAGCUUUCAUUCCAUCAUUGAUUCACAAUCAAAUACCAGACUUUCAAAUGCUUCAGCUGAAAGCCUGAGUGACACAAUUUCUUUGUCCACUCAAAAUUCAAGUUUAUUAGCUAACAAAAUUCCUAGUUCUCCUCAAAUCUCAAAAAUACAAUCUCAAAAAUCACCAUAUAGUCCAAAACAUGAAGAGCAAGAGAUUGAGACAUCUAUCUCCACUUCCCCUCCACCUCCUCCACCACCUCCUCCCCUGCCAAUGCCAUUGUUUUCUUUGCAUUCUCUUACUUCUUCAUCUAGAGUUUCCUCUCACUCUCCACUUUCAUUGACAUCUCAUAAUUUAUCAUCUCCUAGAAAUUCAGACACUUUCUCAGGAUCAAAUCAAAGCCCAGAAAAAGAAUCGCUUUCUCCACCUCCACCAUCUAACCCUACAAAAUCUCCUCCAAGCAUUCCCCCACCACCAUGCCCACCUCCAUUUCUAAAAGCCAAUAUCAACAAUGCCAAAACCCCACCUCCUCCACCAUCUCUAAUCCCUCAAUUUACCACACUAGGUAAAGAUGGUGCACCUCUGCCAAAACUUAAACCACUUCACUGGGACAAAGUAAGAGCUGCACCAAAUCGCACAAUGGUUUGGGAUAAGCUACGAUCAAGCUCAUUCGAGUUGGAUGAGGAAAUGAUCGAGUCACUUUUUGGCUACAAUUUACAAAAUUCAAUUAAGAAUGACGAGACAAAGAACAAAACCCCGUCUCCAAGCAAGCAUGUACUUGACCCAAAACGGUUGCAGAACAUUACAAUACUCUCAAAAGCUCUGAAUGCGACAGCUGAGCAUGUAUGCGAAGCCCUAAUACAAGGGAAGGGCUUGUCUUUGCAACAACUAGAGGCAUUAGCGAAGAUGAUACCCACCAAGGAAGAAGAAGCUAAGCUUUUCAAUUAUAAAGGCAACAUUAAUGAAUUGGGGUCCGCAGAAAAGUUUGUGAGGGCAAUGCUUGGCGUGCCAUUUGCCUUUGAACGAGUAGAAGGCAUGCUUUAUAGAGAGACUUUUGAUGAUGAAGUUGUUCACCUCAGGAACUCAUUUUCAAUGCUUGAGGAAGCAUGCAAGGAACUAAGAUCAAGCAGGCUCUUCUCGAAAUUACUAGAAACAGUGUUAAAAACAGGAAACCGUAUGAAUGUUGGAACAAUCAGAGGAGGUGCUAGAGCAUUCAAACUCGAUGCCCUUCUCAAACUUGCAGAUGUCAAGGGAACUGAUGGGAAAACUACCUUACUACAUUUUGUUGUUCAAGAGAUUGUUCGUUCAGAAGGGAUCAAAGUUUCAGAUAGCAUUAUGGGGAAAAUAAGCCAGAAAAGUAAGAACAGAACGGAGGAAGAGAAGGAAGAAGAUUAUAGAAGGAUGGGACUAGAACUAGUUUCUGGUCUUAGCACUGAAUUAUACAAUGUAAAGAAGACAGCUACAAUUGACUUGGAUGUUCUUGCAAACUCUGUGUCAAACCUUUCAGAUGGAAUGGCUAAGCUACAACAUCUAGUAGACAAGGAGUUGCAUAAGGAUGAAAGAUGCAUGAACUUUGUAAACUCGAUCAAGUGCUUCCUAAACUAUGCAGAUAGAAACCUGAAGGAGUUGCAAGGGGAUGAAGAUAGUGUUCUAGCACGUGUGAAAGAGAUUACAGAAUAUUUUCAUGGGGAUGUGAGCAAAGAAGAUGCUAACCCACUUAGAAUAUUUGUUAUAGUGAGAGAUUUUCUGGGCAUGUUAGAUAAUGUGUGUAAAGAGCUUAGAAGGUCUAAAGCUACCCGCAGCCCAAACCCUCUUGCUCCUUUCAGAUAG
Molecule: messenger RNA, 2679 nt
Organism: Gastrolobium bilobum
Lineage: Eukaryota; Viridiplantae; Streptophyta; Magnoliopsida; Fabales; Fabaceae
Product: formin-like protein 11
Exons: 4
Coding region: 1-2679 (892 amino acids)
Biological process (GO): actin cytoskeleton organization; actin nucleation
Molecular function (GO): actin filament binding
Source: RefSeq, a predicted model, not a curated record